CUUGCGGCACUGAACCAUGUUUUUCGCUUACUAACAGGGUAUGAACAUGGGGGAGGAACAACGCACUUUGACCGUGCAGUACACCCAAGAAUGGCCAGGGGGCGCUCAGGGACGUAUCCUCCUACCCAACAGCCGCAGAACCCUUUCCAACUGGCGUGUGGAAGUGCAGUUUCCCUGCCCUGAACUCAACUUCAGCGUGUGGAACGCAGAGAGUGAUAGUUCCAGUGGAAUGAUGUCACAUGGUCUGUACGUGCUGCGGCAGACAGAGGGGUGGAUGCUGAACAAGGACCACAUCGGCUUCACCGUUCACAGAGCGCCAUCUUGCGAUUUUGAAGCUAACGACAUCGACGCAAGACUCGUGUCGAUGUAAACUUGGCUGGAAACAAACAAAAUUCUAAGGUGUUCACAAACAUGAUCAUUUUGAACCUUUAUGAUAGUUUGUAUGAAAUGGCCUGAACUCGUCUCAUUGAAUGAUUCUUAAUUUUCAAAAACAUUAUGCUCGCUGCAGGCUCUUUGCACAGCUUAUG
Messenger RNA from Branchiostoma floridae (Florida lancelet), 527 nucleotides. RefSeq lists its product as uncharacterized. The record is from RefSeq and is a predicted model, not a curated record. Bases 41 to 370 code for a protein of 109 amino acids. The transcript has 2 exons. Gene Ontology annotation, molecular function: polysaccharide binding; hydrolase activity, hydrolyzing O-glycosyl compounds. NCBI's taxonomy places the organism in Eukaryota, Metazoa, Chordata, Leptocardii, Amphioxiformes, Branchiostomatidae.